This is a messenger RNA of Gamsiella multidivaricata, 2112 nucleotides long. RefSeq names its product adaptin N terminal region-domain-containing protein. The transcript is spliced from 7 exons. Gene Ontology annotation, biological process: vesicle-mediated transport; intracellular protein transport. NCBI's taxonomy places the organism in Eukaryota, Fungi, Mortierellomycota, Mortierellomycetes, Mortierellales, Mortierellaceae. Bases 1 to 2112 code for a protein of 703 amino acids. Gene Ontology annotation, cellular component: membrane coat. Gene Ontology annotation, molecular function: clathrin binding. The record is from RefSeq and is a predicted model, not a curated record.
AUGACAGUUGGAAAGGAUGUCAGUUCGUUGUUCCCGCAGGUCGUCAAGAACAUGCAGACCGAAGACUUGGAGAUGAAAAAACUGGUCUACCUGUACUUGAUGAACUAUGCCAAGUCGAACCCGGAUCUAGUCAUCUUGGCUGUCAAUACUUUUGUCAAGGACACUGAUCACGUCAAUCCACUGAUCCGCGCCUUGGCUAUCCGUACAAUGGGAUGUAUUCGUGUGGACAAGAUUCUGGAUCACUUGUGCGAGCCUCUGAGGAAGUGUCUCCAGGACGACAACCCAUACGUUCGCAAAACGGCCGCCAUUUGUGUCGCCAAGUUGUGGGAUCUGGAUCAGGAACGUGCCAUUGAAAACGGAUUUGUCGCCACGUUGCAGGAUCUCAUCUCGGAUUCGACCCCCAUGGUCGUUGCAAACGCUGUGACGGCCCUGGCAGAGAUGCAGGAGUCUUCCGCCAGCAAGGAUAUCUUUGUGGUGAACGUUGCGAUCAUGAACAAAAUGUUGGCGGCAUUGAACGAGUGCACGGAAUGGGGUCAGAUCGCAAUCUUGACUUCUCUCGCCGAUUACAGGCCAUUGGAUUCCAAGGAGGCAGAGAACGUUUGCGAGAGAGUCGUCCCCAGGUUACAGCACGCCAAUGGAUCUGUGGUCUUGUCCGCUAUUCGAGUCCUCAUGAUCUUCUUGAGAUACAUCAAGAACGAUGACUUUGUGAAGGCUUUGAUCAAAAAGAUGUCGCCACCUCUUGUAUCGCUGCUGGCAUCUGCGCCCGAAGUUCAAUAUGUCUCUCUCAGGAACAUCAACUUGAUCUUGCAAAAGCGUCCGGACAUCCUCCAAAAUGAUGUCCGCGUCUUCUUCUGCAAGUACAACGACCCACCAUACGUCAAGCGCGAGAAACUGGAGAUUAUGAUCAAGCUGUGCAACGACAGGAACAUCGAUCAGAUUCUCUCUGAGCUCAAGGAAUAUGCCUCGGAGGUCGAUGUCGAUUUCGUGCGCAAAGCAGUUCAUGCUAUCGGACGUUGUGCGAUUAUCAUUGACGAGGCUUCAGAGAGAUGUGUCAAUGUGCUCCUGGAUCUCAUCAAUACCAAGGUCAACUAUGUUGUCCAGGAAGCCAUUAUUGUCAUCAAGGACAUUUUCCGCAAGUAUCCUAAGCGCUACGAGGCUAUUAUUCCCACACUCUGUCAGAGCCUCGACUCACUUGACGAGCCCGAAGCAAAAGGAUCGCUUAUCUGGAUCAUUGGAGAGUACGCAGAACGAAUCGAAAAUGCGGAUGAGCUAAUUGAAAACUUUUUGGAGACAUUCCUCGAGGAAAAUUCUCAAGUUCAACUGCAGCUCCUCACAGCAACAGUUAAGCUGUUCUUGAAGAAGCCCGCGCAAUCACAGGAAAUUGUCCACAGAGUCCUUCAGACGGCUACUCAGGAGAUUGACAAUCCCGACACGAGAGAUAGAGCCUACGUCUACUGGAGAUUGCUUUCGACAGAUCCCCAGGCUGCCAAGGCCGUGGUCCUUUCCGAUAAGCCGCCAAUUUCGGCCGAAUCGAGUGCCAACAAGAUCUCGCCUGCUUUGAUGGACGAGUUGAUCAAUAACAUUUCGACGUUGGCCUCAGUAUAUCACAAGCCUCCCACGGCGUUCAUGGGCAAUAAGGCCUAUGGUGCAGAUGCCGUUCGCAAAGCAGCCGUUGCUGAUGCACGAGAUGAGGAACAAAUUACGGGCGAGGACUCCCCUGUUGCUGCCGGAGCAGGAACAGAGGCGCCUAAGAACGCGAUGGCGGAUUUGCUGGAUUUGGACUUCAGUUCAUCGGAGCCAGCAUACACAUCGCCGCCUGUUUCUGGUAGCAAACCGGCCAGCAAUGGCGGAUCUAAUUACAGCGCAGACCUCUUUGACAUGUCGUCGGACAUGGGAUCAUCAAGUAGCGUAUUCGGUGGUAUGACGGGCAUGGGCGACAUGAAUGGACAGCAACAGCGCCAACAACAGAGCCCGACGAAUCACUUUGGCGAUUUGGGUGGAUUGGCCGGAAUGAGCUUUGGUUCGCCAGCAGGCCAACAGCAGCAGGCACAACAACCAAAGCCAGCGAGCACGCAAUCAUCGGCGGUGAACGACUUGUUGGAUCUGUUUUAG